AUGGCAUAUCCUUUGCAGUUCGAAACAGAGACACGGGUUUUGCACAUUGAAACUAGAGACGUUGACGAACACAGUAAUUCCCCCAGCAGUCAGGAACCGAACAUUUCGUCUACUGCCACUGGUGAAACAAAUACAGCAACGUCAGCACCAUUAGACAGCUCAACUGCAAGUGUCUACACGUUGCUAUCAACGCCAUCAAACGAGACUUCAACUAACUCUUCCCAGCCGUAUCAGACCACUUCAGCGCAUGCCAAUGGGGGUCAUGACGUGGCAACAGCCAUAGGAGUCGUUGCCAUCCUUGCUGUUGUAACACUGCUCUUCGGCUUGCUCUUGUGCUGUCUGAAGAGAAGGGGAAAACUCAACAAGUGGCCCUGCUUCCAACCCAUGACACGGUCAAGGCGCUCAUCAUCCAGCAGUCGGCAUGUCCUGGAAGAACAUGAGGUGAUGGAAAAUGACACUAGACCUAAACCAGAAGGUCAGUCUGAUGACAGGUUCAGCAUUGACGACAUAGAGAAUGUGACUGAUCCCCAAGAAGGAAGAGAAGAGUAUUACUAUGAUGAAGUGUUUGGACAGUCACAGUUUGAAGACGAGGCUACAAACAGUGCCAUGAGGGAGUUGUACAGCAACAGAACGGAUGUUACUGAAGAAGAGAUGCUUGAUUUGGAUUUUGAAACCUUGGGAAUUAGAAUAACUGAUUACGGUCCAGAUAUUGGAAGGAAAAAUACUGUAUGA
This is a messenger RNA of Candidula unifasciata, 732 nucleotides long. Lineage: Eukaryota; Metazoa; Mollusca; Gastropoda; Stylommatophora; Geomitridae. The record is from the annotation of a GenBank genome assembly.